Molecule: messenger RNA, 5605 nt
Organism: Grammomys surdaster
Lineage: Eukaryota; Metazoa; Chordata; Mammalia; Rodentia; Muridae
Gene: Usp36
Product: ubiquitin specific peptidase 36
Exons: 21
Coding region: 305-3601 (1098 amino acids)
Biological process (GO): protein deubiquitination; regulation of apoptotic process
Cellular component (GO): nucleus; cytosol
Molecular function (GO): cysteine-type endopeptidase activity; cysteine-type deubiquitinase activity
Source: RefSeq, a predicted model, not a curated record
CGGGCCUUCCGCGGGUUCCCGAGAGGCCUAGGAGGUCGAGGUCGGGCGCGGCAGAGCGCAGGAGCUUCCGUGGGGUUUGGGACAGGAGGGCGCGCGCUCUUAAUCGCAGGUUCUGGGGAUUCCAGCGAAGGUUGACAGGUGCUGGCCUAUCCUGGACUCUAUUCUUGGCAGUGUUGGUGACUGAGCAGGCUGAAGUCCAGGGGAGCGCCAGCCGGGUCAGUUCCAUCCCUCCCUUGAGAACCUGGUUUCCUUACCUGCUGCAGAGAGAAGCAGCAGCCAGGCUCAGGCGCCCCAGGAAUGCACCAUGCCAAUAGUCGAUAAACUGAAGGAGGCUCUCAAGCCUGGCCGAAAGGACUCAGCAGAGGAUGGGGACCUGGGCAAGCUGCUGGCAGCCUCAGCCAAGAAGGUCCUUCUGCAGAGAAUUGAGUUUGAGCCGGCCAGCAAGAGCUUCUCCUACCAGCUGGAGUCCUUGAAGAGCAAAUAUGUACUGUUGAACUCCAGGGCUGAGGGAGGCAGUCGCCACAGGAGUGGAGAUGAGCUUCAGGCCAGGAAGCCAGGCACCGAACGUGUGUCUGGAAGUGGAGGCGACGGAGUGCCUGCCCCACAGAAAGUGCUCUUCCCUGUGGAGCGACUGUCCUUAAGGUGGGAACGCGUUUUCCGAGUUGGCGCAGGGCUGCACAACCUGGGUAACACCUGCUUCCUGAACUCCACCAUUCAGUGCUUGACCUACACGCCGCCUCUGGCCAACUACUUGCUCUCCAAGGAGCACGCACGGAGCUGUCACCAAGGAAGCUUCUGCAUGCUGUGCGUCAUGCAGAACCACAUGGUCCAGGCCUUUGCCAACAGCGGCAAUGCCAUCAAGCCUGUCUCCUUCAUCAGAGACCUGAAAAAGAUUGCCCGGCACUUCCGAUUCGGGAACCAAGAGGAUGCGCACGAAUUCCUGCGGUACACCAUUGACGCCAUGCAGAAGGCCUGCCUGAAUGGCUAUGCUAAGCUGGAUCGGCAGACACAGGCUACUACCCUUGUGCAUCAGAUAUUUGGAGGCUAUCUCAGGUCCCGAGUGAAGUGCUCUGUGUGCAAGAGUGUCUCAGACACGUACGACCCCUACUUGGACAUAGCACUGGAGAUUCGGCAAGCUGCAAAUAUUGUGCGCGCUCUGGAACUUUUUGUGAAGUCAGAUGUCCUGAGUGGAGAGAACGCCUAUAUGUGUGCUAAGUGUAAGAAGAAGGUUCCAGCCAGCAAACGCUUCACCAUCCAUAGAACAUCCAAUGUCCUGACUCUGUCCCUUAAGCGCUUUGCCAACUUUAGUGGGGGGAAGAUCACCAAGGAUGUUGGCUAUCCAGAGUUCCUGAACAUCCGUCCAUACAUGUCGCAGAGCAGCGGUGACCCUGUCAUGUAUGGUCUCUAUGCUGUCCUGGUGCACUCAGGCUACAGCUGCCACGCUGGGCACUACUACUGCUAUGUGAAGGCCAGCAAUGGACAGUGGUACCAGAUGAACGACUCCUUGGUCCAUUCCAGCAAUGUCAAGGUCGUGCUGAACCAGCAGGCCUACGUGCUCUUCUAUCUUCGGAUUCCAGGCUCUAAAAAAAGUCCUGAGGGCCCUGUCUCCAGGGUGGGCACCACUCUUCCCAGCCGUCCCAAGGUCAUUCCAGAUCACCCCAAGAAGAACCCUGGCAAUGGGGUCGUGUCCUCCCCACUGAUGGCAAAGCGACAAGACUCUGUAAUGAUGAGAAAGCUGCCAGCCCCUGAGGAGGUUGGCAUGCCUGUGUCCAGAAGUGGCUCCGUUCCUGGUCUGAAGUUACAGAAUGGAUGUGCUCCUGCAAAGACGCCUGCCGGGUCCCCCUCCCCAAGACUCACUCCAACACCCACACACCUGCCCACCAUUCUGGACGAGCCUGGAAAGAAGGUGAAGAAGUCAGCCCCACCACAGUCUCUCACCUCAUCUCCAACCACUUCUCAGGGCUCUCCUGGGACCGGUGAAUCCAGGAGCCAGCGGCCUGGCUCCUGGGCAAGCAGAGAUACCAUCUUCUCUACCUCACCAAAGCUCCUGGCCAAAGCCAUUACUAAUGGGCACAGGCUGAAGGGGGACGGCACUGGUGUGGACCUGGAGAAAGGGGGUUCGAGCAGCUCAAGCCCAGAGCACUCUGCCAGCAGUGACCCUGCCACGGCCCCUCAGACCUCAGAGGGCAGAGCUACACAUGUCUGUGAUUCUCAGGGAACAAACUGUCCCGCCACUGGCCAUCCCAAAGCGCUGUUGAAUGGAGUAGAUGCCAAGAUGGUAAAGUUGAAGUCCCCUGCCUUGAGCAGCACCUCUACCGAGCCCACAAGCCUCAUGUCUCCUCCACCAGCCAAAAAACUGGCCCUGUCGGCCAAGAAGGCCAGCACCCUGCGGAGGGCGACCGGCAAUGACAUCGGUUCACCUUCCCCCUCAGCAUUCUGCGACCUCACCUCCCCCAUGAAAGCCACCCACCCCGUCGUUGCCUCCACUGGGCCUGUCAGUAAAACCAGGGCUGCUGCGCCUGCUCCCCGACCAUCCACCCACCCCCACUCUGCAUCACUGUCCAGUAGUAGUGCCAAGCCCUUAGGGACAUCAGAGCCACAGAGCUGCUGCCCCUCUGCCUGGACGCCCCUGCCUCAGGUCAAUGGACACUUCACGUCCCACUUACACCCACUGCCAGAGGCCAGUGAGGCCCUACACAGUCCCUCCAGAAAGAGGAAAAAGACCCCUAAUGGAGAUCCCCAGAGACUGGGCCUAGACACCCUCCUCCCACAGUGCCUCAGGGGAGCACCUGCCACAGCACGCAGGAAGAGAAAAAAGAAGUGCCUGGAGGGGGUGGGUGCCACAGCUCCCCAGCAGGAGAGCCAGCCUCAGGACCAGCCUUGGAGUUCCAGCUGUGGGGAGGAAGAGGGUAUGCAGCCCCAGGUAAACGGUCAUCAAGUGAGUCCCAUUCUGGACAGUAACCACACGAGCAGCAGGAAAAGGAGGAAGAGGAAAAGGUCAGAAGCACUCAGUCAAGAAGCCACCCUGUCCCAGGACCUCCUUCAGCACAGCUGCUCCCCUGCAGACCACAGUGAGCCUGAGGCCAGGACAGAGUUGCAGAAGAAGAAGAAGAAGAAAAGACGAAAAAGAAGGCCUGAGCCACAGCAGGAAGAAGAGAGCGAGCACCCAGAGCGCCAGAGGAGCCCAAGGCUCAGUGUCACCCCAGCCCCUGAGUUGAGUGUGAAUGGCCAUCUUCCUAGUGAGCGCUUGGGGCUGGGACAAGUACCUCUCGUUACCUGGAACAGAAGUCAAGAACCCGAUGUGGUCCAGGAGUUGCUUCAGGACUCAUCUGAUACGGCUUAUGGGAGAAAAGUUCUGACCUGGGACGGGGAGCCUUCAGCCGUCAGUCAGGACGCCAUCAAAGACAGCAGAUUGGCCCGGACCCAGACCGUGGUUGAUGACUGGGAUGAAGAGUUUGAUCGCGGGAAGGAAAAGAAAAUCAAAAAGUUCAAAAGAGAAAAGAAGAGAAACUUCAAUGCCUUCCAGAAGCUUCAAAGUAGACGCAACUUCUGGUCUGUGACUCACCCAGCAAAGGUUGCCAGCCUCAGUUACCGCCGCUGAGCUCGCUGCGGUUGGUAGAGGUAGACCAGUGUGCCAGUGCCACAGUAUCCAGAGCUGUCACAUCACAUCCUUGGAACUGUCUACUUGGGUCUGAGAAGCAGCCUAGUGCAGUCUCCACUGCACUGAGCCUGCCAUGGUUGGAGGCUCCCGGUCGCACUGUUGACAGAUGAUCCAGUGUAGAUGCUCACAGGUGAUUUCAUGUGGAACCUCACAAGAGAAAACCUGGCCUGUGGUGUCGUGCUGACAGAAACCUUGGAGACCUCUAGAAAGGUUGAGCAUCUUCCUCAUAGACCCUGGGGUCUAGGUAGGAAAACUGUCCCUGCUCUGGGUCUGUCUGACAAGGAACUGAGGCCAGCAUCUCCCAGCAUGUCCUUGGCUCAGAAUGGUGACAUUUGGUGGUGCCUUUUCUGGUGAGCCUUCCUUUCCUCUCUGAAGCUGGAGCUGUCUCGGGGCUCUCCUCAGAGGGACCUCUGUAUGACUGACUGUCGGCUGCAGCAAGAACAAGCCCUGCUGACUGCACUGCCCCCACCCCCACCCCCAAAGUGCAUCUCCUUGAAAGAGCGCCACACCUUCUAGAAAGCUGCAGCUGCUGGGCAUGGGAGAAUCUUGAAAUAAUACGUGCCAGCCCCUCUGCUUCUAAGGCUGCCAGCACUGCAGGGAGACUGUGAAGCUCCUACAUCUGCCAUAACCUGUGGGUCUCUGUAAGGUGGCGGUCUUUGGAGACGAAUUCUCCGUUAUUUUACUACUUAACGAUAAAGCCUUUAUUUUUGACCAGGCCUGUGGCUACCAGUAGCAAUAUGUUUCCCUGAUAUGCAGACACUGGCUUUGUUUGCUCAAUUUUGUGAGUGCUUUGAAAUUGACAUGGUUGCCUUCCCUGUCUUGCUCAAGCUGCCCCUGUAGGCUUAGGGUUAACAAACAAGACUCCUCAACGAGGGAAGACAUCACCCAGAAGAUGGAAGGUACCAGAAGGUUCCUCUUCAUGGGGUGCAUCUCUUUGUUCCCAGAGUCCUAGCCUGCUCUGGGCUGGGCUUCUUAGGCUAGGCCUUUUGGGAGGGGCAGGGCUGCCUUCUCAUUCCCACGUGUAGUGUUCUGUUCAGCUGCCGGCUCAGGGUCUCACUUGCUUCAGAUGUGGGAAAAAAGACUUGUGUUCUCCAUGGCCCAGAGGUGAGGUCAUGUUUCCAUGUGGGUGUUUCCUUCCUGUUUGUUUCUUUCCCUUUAGAAGAAAGGAGAGAACAGGGCUCCAUGGUGGGUCCGCUGGGUGAGUUUUCCAGCUAAAUGUGAUCGUCUUUAUGUGGUCGCUGUUCUGAAUUAUUAUGUCCAGGCAUGCUGUGGGCUCCGUGUUAUCUCGGAGGGAGGCAAGCACCUCCAGAGGCAGGGAUGGUCUCUUCUCCUGAGGUACUGCCGUCCUUCCUGUAGCAGCUGCUUCUGGGGUGCAUUUGUUUUCCUUACAAUGUUCUCUAGUAGAAAGCUGUAUUGCUGCCAGCACAGAACUGAUCUGUCUCCUGUGUCUCCUCCAGACUGGCUCCUUUGUGCACUAGAUUAUACAGUAUAAAGUCUCCUCCAGGAGCAUAUGUCCUCUGCCUCUGGGGCAGUCAUGAUCCCCCAUCUGCCACCCUGACUUCUGGCAGCGUGUGUUGUUGUCAGUGAAGGCAAGUCCUUUCCUUCCUUAGAAGCCAUUAGGAACAGACCAUGGGUGGAAUGAGUUCUUGGUGACGGACUGACAAAUAGCUGAAGCUUUUCUAAAAGUAGUCAUUUUGUUAAAUCAAAUCAGUUUGAACUUUGUGCUGUGCUUGGCGGUAGAUGUGGCGAGGCCCACUUGCAGAGGGCCACCCCUCCUGGUGUUUCUGUUCUUGCGCAACUGCCUGUUAGGGGCUCUUUCCAUCCAACAUCCUGUGUGGCUGCGUCUGUAUGUGUGCAGGAAUCCCCGUACUCUUCCACUUCCUCUUCAGGGUCCCCAGAUAUUACCAAAAUCUUGGUGCAAUAAAGUAAUGCAUUUUUUUGUGA